AUGUGGAGCCGCGGGCGGCGGCCCCUCGGCGGCCAGCCCGGGGCGUCCCGGCGGCCGCUGCCGCUGCUGCUGCUGCUGCUGCUGCCGUGCCCGGCGCGACCGGCGCACAUCAAGAAGGCGGGGGCCACGGCCACGGCCCCCGGGGCCCCCGCGGCCCCCGCGGCGCAGGAGCCCGCGGCCGGCUCGGGGCCCGAGAGCGCCGGCCCCUUCGGGCGCUACUACCACGAGGAGGAGCUGGGUGCGGAGCUGGCGGCGGCCGCGCGGCCGGGCCUGGGCCGCCUCUACAGCCUGGGCCGCUCGCUGGAGGGCCGGCCGCUGUGGGUGCUGCGCCUGACGGCGGGCCUCGGGGGCGCGGGCCAGGACCCGGCGACCGUCGGGCAGGACCCGGGGCCGCGCGUGCCCGGGCGGCCGCAGGUGAAGCUGGUGGGCAACAUGCACGGCGACGAGACGGUGUCGCGGCAGGUGCUCGUGUACCUGGCGCGGGAGCUGGCGGCGGGCUACGCGCGCGGGGACCCGCGCCUCGUGCGGCUGCUCAACACCACCGACGUGCACCUGCUGCCCAGCCUCAACCCCGACGGCUUCGAGCGCGCCCUGGAGGGCCGCUGCGACCCCGCGCCCGACGCCCGCGCCGGCCGCUACAACAGCCGCGGCCACGACCUCAACCGCAGCUUCCCCGACCAGUUUGGCACCGGCGAGCCCCCGGCGCUGGACGAGGUGCCCGAGGUGCGCGCGGUCAUGCAGUGGAUCCAGAGCAACAACUUUGUGCUUUCGGGAAACCUACAUGGCGGCUCUGUGGUGGCCAGCUACCCUUUUGAUGAUUCUCCUCAGCACAAGACCAGUGGAAUCUAUAGCAGAACUGAUGAUGAUGAAGUCUUUAAAUAUUUGGCUAGAUCCUAUGCCUCAAAACACCCAAUCAUGAAAACUGGGGAUCCCCGCUGCCCAUCAGACGAAGAUGAAACUUUCAAAGAUGGGAUCACUAACGGAGCCCAUUGGUAUGAUGUGGAAGGCGGCAUGCAGGAUUACAACUACAUGUGGUCCAACUGUUUCGAGAUCACUCUGGAGCUGUCCUGCUGCAAGUACCCGCCGGCCUCUCAGCUUCGCCAGGAAUGGGAGAACAACCGGGAAUCUCUGAUCACCUUUAUCGAGAAGGUCCACAUUGGGGUCAGCGGGUUUGUGAAGGACGCCACGUCCGGCUCGGGCCUGGAGAACGCCACCAUCUCGGUGGCUGGCAUCAACCACGACGUCACCAGCGGCAAAGGCGGCGACUUCUACAGGCUGCUCGUCCCCGGCACUUACAACGUCACGGCGGCCUCCGUCGGGUACAUGCCGAUGACGGUCAGUAACGUAGUGGUGCAAGAAGGCCCCGCCACGGAGGUGAACUUCCUGCUGCGGCCCACGGUGGUCAUCGCCGUGGAGCCCCAGACGGCAGCGCCCACCGUGGCUCCCGCUGCCGACACCCCUGAGACUUCCGCCUCCCACCAACCUAUCCAGCCCCAAGACUUUCACCACCACCAUUUCCCGGACAUGGAGAUUUUCUUGAGGAGGUUUGCCAACGAGUACCCCAACAUCACCCGUCUGUAUUCGUUGGGGAAAUCUGUCGAGUCAAGGGAGCUUUACGUCAUGGAGAUAUCCGACAACCCAGGUGUCCACGAACCAGGUGAACCAGAAUUUAAAUACAUUGGGAAUAUGCAUGGGAAUGAAGUUGUGGGCAGAGAGUUGCUGCUGAACCUCAUAGAAUUCCUUUGCAAAAACUUUGGGACGGACCCAGAAGUGACUGAAUUGGUCCGUAACACAAGGAUCCACCUGAUGCCCUCCAUGAACCCUGAUGGCUACGAGAAAUCUCUGGAAGGAGACUCCUUCAGCGUGGUCGGCCGAAACAACAGCAACAACUUCGAUCUGAACCGGAAUUUCCCAGACCAAUUCUUCCAGAUCACAGACCCCGUGCAGCCCGAGACCACGGCCGUCAUGAGCUGGCUGAAGACCUACCCAUUUGUGCUCUCCGCCAACCUGCAUGGAGGUUCUUUGGUCGUGAACUACCCCUAUGAUGAUGAUGAGCAAGGAGUUACCGCUUACAGCAAAUCUCCAGAUGAUGCCGUGUUCCAACAUCUGGCCCUUUCUUAUUCCAAGGAAAAUUCUGAGAUGUAUGAGGGUAACUCUUGCAAGGACCUGUAUCCUGAUGAGCAUUUUUCCCAUGGCAUAACCAAUGGAGCCAACUGGUACAAUGUCCCAGGUGGGAUGCAAGACUGGAAUUAUCUCAACACCAAUUGCUUUGAAGUGACAAUUGAAUUGAGUUGUAUCAAAUACCCUUAUGAGAAGGAUUUGCCCCAGUAUUGGGAGCAGAACCGUAGGUCUCUGAUCCAGUUCAUGAAGCAGGUCCAUCGCGGUGUCAGAGGAUUUGUCCUGGAUGCCACAGACGGUCGAGGCAUCCUAAACGCCACCAUCAGCGUGGCCGACAUCAACCAUCCGGUUACCUCCUACAAAAGCGGUGAUUACUGGCGCCUCCUGGUUCCGGGAACUUACAAAAUCACAGCUUCAGCGCGAGGAUACAAUCCCGUCACAAAGAACGUGACGGUGAAGGACGAGGGUGCGGUCCAGGUUAAUUUCACACUCGUGCGAUCCUCGUCAGAUUCCAGGAAUAAGUCGAACAAGAUGAAGGAGAUGAUGGCAGACAGCGGCACGAGUGACCCGACCACCAAGGAGUUCGAGACCUUGAUCAAGGACCUCUCGGCGGAGAAUGGCCUGGAGCGUCUCAUGCUCAGCUCUUCGCCCAACCUGGCCCUGUAUCGCUACCACUCCUACAAGGACCUGUCUGAGUUCUUGCGAGGACUCGUCAUGAACUAUCCCCACAUCACCAAUCUCACCAAUUUGGGUCAGAGCGCUGAAUUCCGUCAGAUCUGGUCCCUUGAAAUCUCCAAUAAGCCUAAUAUGUCUGAACCUGAGGAACCCAAGAUCCGAUUUGUGGCUGGAAUCCAUGGGAAUGCCCCUGUUGGGACAGAGCUGCUCCUGGCCCUGGCAGAAUUCCUCUGCCUCAAUUAUAAGAGGAACCCAGCUGUUACCAAGUUGAUUGACAGGACUAGAAUUGUGAUUGUGCCUUCUCUAAAUCCAGAUGGACGGGAGAGAGCGCAGGAGAAAGCCUGCACCUCCAAGAUAGGGCGCACGAACGCUCACGGCAAAGACCUGGACACAGAUUUCACCAGCAACGCCUCCCAGCCUGAGACCAAAGCCAUCAUUGAAAACUUGAUCCAGAAGCAGGACUUCAGUUUGUCCGUCGCUCUGGACGGGGGCUCUGUGCUGGUCACCUACCCCUACGACAAGCCCGUACAGACAGUGGAAAACAAAGAGACUCUGAGGCACCUGGCAUCUCUCUACGCCAACAAUCACCCGUCCAUGCACAUGGGACAGCCCAGCUGCCCAAAUAAAUCGGAUGAGAAUAUUCCUGGAGGAGUGAUUCGCGGGGCAGAAUGGCAUGGUCACAUGGGCAGCAUGAAGGAUUAUAGUGUCACUUAUGGCCACUGUCCCGAGAUCACUGUGUAUACUAGCUGCUGUUAUUUCCCUAGUGCUGGACAACUCCCUACCUUGUGGGCAGAGAACAAGAAAUCCCUUCUCAGCAUGCUGGUGGAGGUUCACAAGGGAGUUCAUGGAAUUGUCCGGGACAAGAGUGGAAAACCAGUCUCUAAAGCAAUCAUUGUUCUCAAUGAAGGCAUCAAGGUACACACGAAAGAGGGUGGCUAUUUCCAUGUGCUGUUAGCGCCCGGCUUCCAUAACAUCAACGCCAUAGCCGAUGGGUACCAGCAGCAGCAUUCUCAGGUCUUCGUGCACCAUGAUGCGGCCAGUUCAGUGAUCAUUGAGUUUGACACGGACAACCGGAUCUUUGGCUUGCCCAGGGAGCUUGUGGUGACCGUGGCAGGUGCCACCAUGUCGGCGCUGGUAUUGACGGCCUGCAUCAUCUGGUGCGUGUGCUCCAUCAAGUCCAACCGGCACAAGGAUGGCUUCCACCGGCUCCGGCAGCACCACGACGAUUAUGAGGACGAGAUCCGGCUGAUGUCCACAGGCUCCAAGAAGUCGCUGCUGAGCCAUGAGUUCCAGGACGAAACCGACACGGAAGAGGAGACGCUUUACUCCAGCAAGCAUUGAGCCGCGCUCUGCCGCCCGCGCAGGGGCCUCCCCACUUCUGGGAGGGGCUGCGCCCCUGCAGGCUGCCUCUGCCCUGCUUCUUCGGAGAGCUGUUAGGAAAGUUAACUUGCUUUAAAAAUGUGUAACCUCCAUGAAUACAGAAGACCUGGUCCUCCUUCAAUGCACUCUCAUCUUUUUUUGCCCUUUUUUUUUUUUUGGAUCUCUAUUUAUGCAUCAGGAUGGGGCAAGACACAUUCUCCCCCUCCCCUUUUUUUCCCCACCAAAACCCAGCUGUCUGGCUCGUUUAAUGGCAGCAUCGAGUUGACUGGUAGACGUUGCCUUUGCAUUGCAGGUGUUGGCUAGUGGCUUUAGCUUCUGCCCCUUUUUAACACAGCCCCUGAUUCCUUCCCCCUCCCCCCCCCCAACACAGGACUGCAGAGAUAGCUGUCAGCAGCAGAAGUAUGAAGCUUUAAAGCUCUAGGUUUCUUUCAACCUUCUGAGGAUUUUUUUUUCUUCUAGUUUAUUAAAAAAAAACUGGAGUUUCCUUUUAUUAUUUACAUGGAAUGGAGGCUAAAUUUUAAGCGAAAAAAGAAAAGGCUUUCUGGGACUUUUCUCUCUAUCUUAAAACUAAUUGGGAGCUGUCAUGCUAAACUUCAAAAUGGGAUUUUUCUACCUCUCUCAUUAGAUUUCACAAAGCUUAAUGUGCUGGCUUUCAGGGAGAAACCAGAAGGCCUCAGAGUAGAAGGUCCUAAUGAGACUUUGAGGAGAGGAGGAGGAGGAGGAGGAGGUAUAACAACGGAUAACUCCAUUGGCCUGCCUUGAACCUAGCUAAAAAGAAAGCCACAGGUGCUCUGCUGCAUUCGUCUGCCGAGCUUGGGCUUGCCCCACCAGGAGGGUGCUUGGCUUGUGAAUGUUUCCUAAACCAGGACCUUGGCUCUAUUAUGCUAGCUGUGUCGCUUCAUAUGGUCUGUCCAGCCUAGUGGCUGAUGACAUCUGGACGUAUUGAGGAGGGGCCUCCUCUUUUGCACAUUCUUAAUCCCUGUUUAAACCCAUGGCACCCACCCACAUGAUUCUUCAAACCAAGCAGCAUUGACGGCAUCAUGCUGUGAGCUGCUGAAUGUCCCCCCUCCUUCUCUUCUUCGUCCUCCUCUUUCUCCUCUUCCUCCUCCUCCUCCUCAUGGAGCUUGGCUGAUGUCACAGACUUGGGUCCUUGCAGAAACACGAGCUGCUCUUCCUAACAGCUCCCUCAAUAGCUGCUCUCCGAUUUAAUCCAUGUGAUACCCCGUGGGCAGCAUGGUCUUUAAAUACGGCCACUGCCCAUCAAGGGAACAGUAUUGGGAGAUGAAAUUAUUUCGUCCACAGAUGGUUGGGUUAUUCAGAAGAAAACUGUAUCAUGUUGAAUAUCAUGGUCAUGAAUUUGACAAGUGCAAGUCACAGUAAAGGGAUAACGAGAAUGUCAGAUGACCUUUCAGUGUCCUAAUGAUCAAGGGUUCAGAAUAACUUGUCUCUUCUGAUUGUAUUGAGCAUCCAUGUAUCAAGUCCUACAUUCUAGAGUCCUUCCUCUGAGUUAUUCAAUGCCAUCCAGUAACAUUCAGCAUGGCUCGGGUAUGGAAUACAUCCAGAGUAGCUCAUAAAAAUAGACUUGGCGAAGUAGGAUUCACCAUUGUGCCAUUUAAGCUGAUGAGGGUCAAUUUUAAACUGGGGUGGUUCAGAAUUAAGUUGUUCUGGCAGGCUUGGACGUGGGAAGCCUUUCUGGAAGAGGAGUUCAUGGGUGCCAAAGUAAUGGUUAUUAUAAUUUUUGUGGUUUAUAUUCCCUUCCCAUUAAUAAUUUAACAUUUCUUUGGGUACCAGACUCAUUUCAUCUGCAUUUUCAAAGUGCUUUACCAAGUAACCAACAACAAAACUUUUGAACUGAGUUUUUAAAGCAUUUUAACUUGAGUGGCAGGUUCCACUUGGGACAGUGCAGGUGGAAGGGAAAUACCAUUGGCCUGAGAUGAGAGAUGCCUCGUUCUUCACUCCCAAAGACUAAUGCUUUCUGUCAGAAGGUGACUUAAGAAUCAUUAUUUCUUCCUCAAACUCAAACAUUUUUAAAAUUGAAUUCACCAAGAGUGUAUGAAGCACCUACUAGGCCAUGAGCUAUUUUGGGUGCUGGGGAUAGAAAGAAAAAAAUAAGACAGCCCAGACCUGCCCUCUAGAAGUUUAUCUUGUAUUUUCAUCUUCCAGUCUUUGGGAAACAUAUUGAACAUAGACAGGGGAGUGGGAAUUCUUUUGGUCAUUUUUUUAAAAAGAAAACCAAAUUUUGCUCUGUGUCUUGAAUUAGGUAGGAAAAGUAGAGGCUUUUUCUGUCUUAAAAUGAGAAGUUUCUAAAAAUGCCAGUGUGCUGCAGAGCCUCAGUGUCCCUAGCUUGUGCCCCCAAUUCUUGUGAGUGUCCUGGAUGUGUGACUACUAGCCCUAAGGGUUCUCAGCUUUCUUUCAUGUCUCUGUGGAACCAAACUAGCCAUAUGAGGCCCAGCUGCCUGUAUCCUGGGGCCAGAGAGAAGAGGGGAUUAGCUCCCCUCUCUGUGCUUUAUCUCCGGGAGUCUCACAUCUGAGGAGUCAUGGAAACCCACAAGUGUACAGUAUUGAGAAAUGUUGCUCAGAUUCAACUUGUGCCUUGACUCCCAAGGCCUGGAGAGUCGGUUUUGUAUCCCUGCUCCUUAAUAAAAGGCAAUUUGACCUAUUA
Molecule: messenger RNA, 6835 nt
Organism: Sarcophilus harrisii (Tasmanian devil)
Lineage: Eukaryota; Metazoa; Chordata; Mammalia; Dasyuromorphia; Dasyuridae
Gene: CPD
Product: carboxypeptidase D
Exons: 21
Coding region: 1-4134 (1377 amino acids)
Biological process (GO): proteolysis
Molecular function (GO): metallocarboxypeptidase activity; zinc ion binding
Source: RefSeq, a predicted model, not a curated record